Molecule: messenger RNA, 3365 nt
Organism: Anarrhichthys ocellatus (wolf-eel)
Lineage: Eukaryota; Metazoa; Chordata; Actinopteri; Perciformes; Anarhichadidae
Product: utrophin-like
Exons: 20
Coding region: 1-1977 (658 amino acids)
Biological process (GO): synaptic signaling
Cellular component (GO): plasma membrane
Molecular function (GO): protein binding; zinc ion binding
Source: RefSeq, a predicted model, not a curated record
AUGCGAUAUCUCAGCCUGCAGCUGACUGUCUUCUCUCCCGCCUGUCUGUGUGUCUGUCUGGUCAUUGUGCAGGUGGCGGUGGAGGACAGACUGAAGCUGCUUAAAGAAGCCCACAGAGACUUCGGCCCGUCCUCUCAACAUUUCCUCUCCACUUCUGUUGAGCUCCCCUGGCAACGUGCGGUAUCUCAGAAUAAGGUUCCAUAUUACAUCAAUCACCAGACACAGACAACCUGCUGGGACCAUCCAAAGAUGACAGAGCUAUACCAGUCACUAGCGGACUUGAACAAUGUGAGGUUCUCAGCAUACCGAACAGCCAUGAAGAUCCGCAGGCUGCAGAAAGCACUGUGCUUGGACCUGUUGGACCUCAGCGUGGCCCAGAACACCUUCGAGCAGCACAAGCUCACCAAUAACAAUCAGCUGCUGUCUGUCCCCGACGUCAUCAACUGCCUGACGUCCAUCUACGACGGCCUGGAGCAGGAGCACAAAGACCUGGUCAACGUGCCGCUCUGCGUUGACAUGUGUCUCAACUGGCUGCUCAAUGUUUACGACACUGGUCGCAGUGGGAAGAUCCGCAUCCUGUCCAUGAAGAUCGGUUUGCUCUCUCUCUCCAAGGGACACCUGGAGGAGAAAUACAAAUACCUCUUCAGCCAGGUGGCGUCAGCAGGGGACACAUGUGACCAGAGGCAGCUUGGUCUGCUGCUACAUGAAGCCAUCCAGGUCCCGAGGCAGCUCGGGGAGGUGGCCGCCUUCGGAGGCUCUAACAUCGAACCCAGUGUCCGCAGCUGCUUCCAGCACGUGACCAAUAAGGUGGAGCUGGAGCCCAGGCAGUUUGUUGAUUGGAUGCGUCUGGAGCCCCAGUCCAUGGUUUGGCUUCCUGUCCUGCACAGAGUGGCUGCUGCAGAGACAGCAAAACAUCAGGCCAAGUGCAACAUCUGCAAGGAGUGUCCUAUUGUUGGCUUCAGGUAUCGCAGUCUGAAGCAUUUCAACUACGACGUGUGUCAGAGCUGCUUCUUUUCUGGGCGCACCGCCAAGGGCCACAAGCUCAACUACCCCAUGGUGGAGUACUGCACACCGACGACAUCAGGUGAGGACAUGCGUGAUUUCACCAAAGUGCUGAAGAACAAAUUCCGAUCGAAGAAGUACUUUGCCAAACAUCCUCGGCUCGGUUACCUACCGGUCCAGACAGUUCUAGAGGGCGACAACAUGGAAACUCCUGUCACCCUCAUCAGCAUGUGUCCGGAGCAGUAUGAGCUGUCCCAGUCACCUCAGCUCUCUCAUGAUGACACCCACUCCCGGAUAGAGCAGUAUGCCAGCAGGUUGGCCCAGAUGGAGCGCUCCAACGGCUCUCUGCCCACAGACAGCAGCUCAGCCACGGGGAGCAUGGACGACGAGCAUGCCCUGAUCCUGCAGUACUGUCAGACGCUGGGAGGGGAGGUCUCCCCCUGCAGUCAGCCCCAGAGUCCGGCCCAGAUCCUGCAGGCCGUGGAGAGGGAGGAACGAGGCGAGCUGGAGCGCAUCAUAGCCCGUCUGGAGGAGGAGCAGAGGAGCCUGCAGAAAGAGUACGAGCAGCUGAAGGAGCAGCACGGCCAGCGAGGGGCCCCUGCUGGAAGCCCCUGGGAUUCGGAGGGUUCUUUUGCCCAUCCCGAUGAGGCUGAUCUUCUGGCAGAGGCGAAGCUGCUACGACAACACAAGGGCCGGCUGGAGGGCCGCAUGCACAUCCUGGAGGAACACAACAAACAGCUGGAGUCCCAGCUCCACCGCCUUCGACAGCUACUGCACCAGCCGGAGAUGGACUCAAGGGUAAAUGGAGUGUCCUCUCCAACUGUGCAAGAUGGAGGGCCACUUACUGAGAACUCAGAUGAGUUGCUGGAUUCCCACCACAGCAGCUCUGACCUGGCAGAUGUAAUGGAGCAGAUUAACAACUCCUUCCCUGCAUGCAGUCCUUCGAGCCUCUCCUCGAGACCACAGGUAUUGUGAGCACAGUCACCACAGAGGAUGCCGCGUGCGUGUUUGUGCGUGCACACAUGUGAGUGCGUGUGCACAGUAAGUGUCGGAGGAGACAGAACCAUUCCCAAACAAACAAUCCCCCCCCCGAUCCCAAAGACGCACAGGACCAGACAACUUAACUACUUUUACCACCUUGUCUUGUACUAUGCAAACUGUACAUUUUAUGAACUGUAGAUUGUACCUGAACUUGGUUCAACAUUUGUCAGUGAUUUGUUUAGAUAUGCAGAUGAGUAUAUGGACACGGGGCUUUGUAUAGUAAAAAAAAUGUGCUUUUGUUUUUCCAGAGGGUUGUUUGAGAUUUGUAUUUCGUUCUUGUUAAGUUCUGCCCUCACUGGGUAUCAAACUGUUACAUAUGUUGUCAUUCCACUGCUUCAUACCCUCCAGUCCCCCACUUGCAAUUUUUUUUGUCAAAGGAAGUAGCCACAGGUUUCCAUGUUUGGGAGCACGCACAGUUCCUGAGUAAUAACAUCUAGUGGCCGAAAGGAUUAUCGUUUUGAAGACUGUCACUUUUCAAACCUGUGUUUUGUUUUGAAAAUCUAUCUUGUAGCAUGCUCGAUGUCAAGUUCCCCUUUAAAGCAUUGAUAUGGCGGCAGACUUUGUGUCCACUGCGAUUUGUUGAUAUAAACUUUACCCCUUCUGUGCCUAUACAGUUUGUCAUUCCACGUGUGGAAGACAGAGAUAAGAGUUGAAAAAUGAAAGUGGGUUUGUGUACAAAGAGUGAAGUUUUGGAGAAUAAAGGUUUUAAUCUAAAGUUGUUCUGAAUUUGGGUUUGUAAGAGGCCCGCCGUCAUGUAGAAUAGCUUUUUUUGGUUUUUUUAAAGAUAUAUGUUCAGAAAUCAGAGGAAAGCCAUGAUUGCCUUGCUACCUCAGACUCAUAGACACAGUUUUGUUUUUGUGGUUUGUUGUGAUCAUUUACAGAACAAGAACAACCUGGUUUAGCUUUCUAAGCUUUAGCUUACUGUAUUGGUGUACACUGCAACGAGGAGAUGCCAAGUAAAAAGAAAAAGAAAAUCUAUUACUGUACCACAAUGGGUCUGUGGCCUGAUGAAGCUAGCCGUGCGUUAUGACGAGUAUUACUUUAUCUGAUGUUAGUUUUUCCACUGGCCUACUAGCACUGGUCCCUCACUGCGUUGUGUUGUUGUGCUAUAUGCUAUCCUGUAAAACUUGUGAGACUGAACAACACUACUAUAACCUCCUCUGACUGUAGACUAAUGAUGAUGAUGAUUUUAAUGAUUCCAAUCAUGAUGGACAGUACCACAGCAGAACUGUGUCGCUUCUCCUGAGGUAUGUAAAAUAGAUUGACCACACUACGUGUAAUAUGGCUACGUUUUAUUCUAAAUAAAAUUUUUAUAACAAGUG